This is a messenger RNA of Salvelinus fontinalis (brook trout), 2935 nucleotides long. Its product is annotated as G-protein coupled receptor 26-like. The record is from RefSeq and is a predicted model, not a curated record. NCBI's taxonomy places the organism in Eukaryota, Metazoa, Chordata, Actinopteri, Salmoniformes, Salmonidae. The transcript has 3 exons. Gene Ontology annotation, biological process: adenylate cyclase-activating G protein-coupled receptor signaling pathway. Gene Ontology annotation, molecular function: G protein-coupled receptor activity. Bases 418 to 1437 code for a protein of 339 amino acids. Gene Ontology annotation, cellular component: membrane.
GUCAUCUUGUUUAGUACGCAUGUUCUGCGCACAAAGACAGUGGCGUGCGUCGCAGUCCCACUGUUUUCAUGCUGAGGUAGUCGUAGAAGGGAGCGGAGAUACGAAACAUUUUCCCAUGUGUUACCCAAACGCUCAGUUAUACAUGCCAUCAAAUUCUGUUACAAAUACUUGUGUGGUGUGGAAGUAGACAACUUCAUUCCGUUAAAGAAACGAAAUGGUCUGGCGCUCAAGGGGCGCGCGCGGUCUCCUCACUUCAGCACUCUGGACAGCGCUCCACCAACUUGGAGACGGCGAAACUUGGAGUUAAAUUCUGGAAUGAGGACCUUGGAGAUAAACGACGGUGGAAUCAUGGUGGAUAUUAAGUGUAUAUUAUCUACAGGUGCAUGCAAAACGCAAGUGGACUUUUUCAAGUGAGACAUGGACUUUGCGGAAAUUAUCUUCACGUUGUUCAUUGUUGUGGUCGCAAUUGUCUCGUUGUUGUCGAACUUGCUGGUGCUGCUAUGUUUUGUCCAGAGCACCGAGAUCCGCCGACAGGUACCGGGUAUAUUCAUCAUGAACCUGUCUUUUUGCAACAUACUUAUCACCCUUUUAAACAUGCCAUCGACAUUGGUGGGGAUUGUCAGAAACCACCAGCCUUUUGGGGAUUGCCUUUGCCAUACAGUGAGCUUUCUGGAGACCUUUUUGACUGCGAACACCAUGUUGAGUAUGGCAGCACUCAGUAUAGACCGGUGGAUAGCAGUGGUGUUCCCCUUGAGUUACUCCAGUAAAAUGCGCUACAAGGACGCAGUGAUCAUGGUGUGCUACUCGUGGCUCCACUCCCUCACGUUUUCCCUCAUCGCCCUCCUGUUCUCCUGGGUUGACUAUAGCCACAUUUACGCCUCGUGCACAAUGCAUUUGAGCGAGGAGAGCGACAGGAUCAAGUUUACAAUUUUCACCGUCGUUUUCCACGCCAGUAGUUUCCUACUCUCCCUGCUGAUCCUGUGCUUCACCUAUCUGAAGGUGCUAAAAGUUGCACGCUUUCACUGCAAGAGGAUUGACGUUAUAACCAUGCAGACGCUGUUCUUGCUGGUGGAUAUUCACCCAUCUGUGAAACAAAGGUGUCUGGUAGAACAAAAGAGAAGGAAACAGAGAGCCACCAAGAAAAUCAGCAUUUUCAUUGGGUCAUUCAUCAUCUGUUUUGCUCCCUAUGUUAUUACGAGGUUGACCGAGCUGCUUCCCUUUGUGGGCAUCAACCGCCACUGGGGAAUUGUCAGUAAGUGCCUGACAUACAGCAAAGCGGCGUCUGACCCCUUUGCCUACUCCCUCCUGCGUCUACAGUACAAGAAGGUCCUGGUUACCGUCGUCAACCGGUUGCUGCGCCGUGACCUGUACCCCUCAUCUGGCCACAACAGCUCUCUGGACACGGAGAACGACUACUCUCUCCAGAGGAUCAGUUAAUGUCACCAUUAUGGACAUAACAAAUAUACCACAGACAGACCCAAAAUAAAGGUUUCCUCAUGGAAAGAGGGAGGGAGGUGAGAGAGAGAAGGAAGAGCGCAAGAGAGAGAGAUUGGAGAAAAGGGGAUUGUAGGAAAUAGGAGAGAGCGAGAGAGAGAGGGAGGGAGGUUGUGGGAGGGGAAGAGGUGGAUAGAAGGAGACAGCAGGAAAACAGGCGGGGUAGACGGAGGAAGAGCGGGCAAGACGGAUAGACUGCACAGAGAAUGAUCGCGUUCAGGGACGUUUGCUCCAGACGAUAUUGGUAAACAAGGGAGUCUGAUAAUCCAUGAUUCACUGGCAGAGCCACACACACACACACACACACACACACACACACACACACACACACACACACACACACACACACACACACACACACACACACACACACACACACACACACACACACACACACACACACACACACAGAGAGCCAGAAUCAAAUGAAUCAAUGUUAUUGAAUCAGCCAGGGGUUCGGUCGAUUCAUAAAGGGAGGGAUCACUCCACUAGAGUCUGAAUGCUAGUGGGCUCUUAUAACAUAAUAACCUCUUUAUAAAGGAGAUGUCAUACUUUGCUGGUCUCAUUAAUAUAUUUUAUAACACAUCUCCCCCAGACCUUAAUGGAGGAUCUGACAAAUUUCGCAAUAUGUUCUUUCUGGGUGUCUGAGGUUAUGUACUGUCAACGGUACAGAGUGGAAGACGGGAAAGCUUAGCUACCGGCUGACCAGUAGCCAUUCGGGCACUGGUGCAAUUUCAAGGGGCAUCAAUUAAUUUCUUGAAGUUAAAAUGUGAACUUUUCAAUGAAUGGUACUUGCUGUGGCAAAUGCUACCAACUAGAUAGCCAUGUUAUGUAGCCUAUGGACUGUGUUUUAGACUUCUACUGCAGUUGCUCACCAUUUCACAUCAAUCACUGGAUAUUGAUGCACUUUGUAUUUCUCUCAGAGCUACUAGUUAUAACAGCCAAAGGCAAAUGCCAUCAUGUUUACUAUGAUAGCGUGUUGUAACUGAAUGUACUGCAGGUAUUAAGAUCAUUUUGACUGAAAUAGAUUUGUACUAUUGUGUCUAUUGUAAUACUUUAUUCUGCCAGGUGAUUGCUGGAAAUGUUUAUAUGGAUAUUUAUAAAUAACGGAUGUUAUCUUUAUCAAUCUAUUUUGCACUGUAUGAGAAACCAUAAUAUGUAUUUGUUUAAAUGAUCUUCAAAAUAAAAAGAGACGUUCUAUAGCAGAAGAAUGUUAUGUUAUGUUCAAGUAAGUGCUUUAAAACACGUUAUUGUGUUCGUGCCAGAAUUCAAUAUAUGACUGUUUGGCUUUUCAAUAGUUGCUUUAUCAGAACCUGAUUCUUUUUAGAUGCACCAAGCACACAUGUAUUUCAUUGUGCAGGCCUAUGCCACUUGCUGUACUUUGGCAGUGUGUGAGUAAAGCUGUUGGUGAAAAAUGUGCAAUAAAGCUGUCAAAUAACAA